AUGAAUUUGCAAUUGCUAACACGCCCACAACCCUUGCCCCGGUUCCUGGAUGAAGAGAACGGAAUACACGCACGGUGGAGAAUCAAGGGCUUUUUCUACAGAAAAACCCGUUUCCCCAAGUGGUCGUUGAAAGGAGAAGCUCGGGUGAAGUAUGCUUCGUUGGUAGUUCAAGGACGGUACCCCUGCUGGGAGAAACGCAUCGCACUGGUCGAUGUGGGUUAUGUCGAAGAUGAGAACGACAUCCUUGAUGUUCGAGGGUGCAACUUCCGACUGUUACUAUUCGGUCAAGUUCGAGAUUGGUUACGGUUUUUGAUUUUACGACAACGAGUACCACAUUCCCUAAUUGGAAAGCCGUUUGAAUGGCAGGUAAGGAGCACAUAUUACCUUUAUGUACAGCGUAUUACUUUCAAUCCUAGUACUUCGGGC
This is a messenger RNA of Haemonchus placei, 426 nucleotides long. Lineage: Eukaryota; Metazoa; Nematoda; Chromadorea; Rhabditida; Trichostrongylidae. The record is from the annotation of a GenBank genome assembly.